Molecule: messenger RNA, 5774 nt
Organism: Numida meleagris (helmeted guineafowl)
Lineage: Eukaryota; Metazoa; Chordata; Aves; Galliformes; Numididae
Gene: CPPED1
Product: calcineurin like phosphoesterase domain containing 1
Exons: 4
Coding region: 84-1031 (315 amino acids)
Molecular function (GO): hydrolase activity
Source: RefSeq, a predicted model, not a curated record
AGCUCCUCCCCGGGAGCCGCCCCCGCGCCCAGGCACCGCCCCCGGCGGAGGCGGUGCCACUCUCUCGGCGGUCCGAGGCGAGGAUGAGUGGUAUGGCGGCGGCAGAGGACGUGUUCCGGAGAGCUCGGGGAAGGACCCUCACUGCCUUCUGCCAAGAUGAUGAGUACCAAUGGAAGGGACCUUUCUACUUCAUCCAAGGAGCAGAUCCUCAGUUUGGACUAAUAAAAGCUUGGGCAGUUGGCAAUACAGGAAGUGGAGAUGAUGAAUGGGGAGAAGAAAUGAAAUUAACAGAGCAAGCAGUGCAGGCCAUCAACAAACUAAACCCUAAACCCAAGUUCUUUGUGUUGUGUGGAGAUCUUAUCCAUGGAAUGCCAGGAACUCAGUGGAGAAAGGACCAAGAGCAAGAUUUAAAGAACAUUCUGAAAAACACUGACCAGGACAUCCCGUUGGUGUUUGUCAGUGGAAAUCAUGAUAUUGGCAAUACUCCAACAAGAGAAACAAUAGAUAAUUAUUGUAAGAGUUGGGGAGAUGACUACUUUAGCUUUUGGGUUGGUGGUGUUUUCUUUCUUGUGCUGAAUUCUCAGUUGUACUUCGAUUCUUCCAAAUGCCCAGAGUUAAAGCAAGCCCAGGAUGUGUGGCUUAAUGCGCAACUGGCUGCUGCCAAAAAACUUAAAUGCAAGCAUAUAAUAGUGUUUCAGCACAUCCCUCUGUUUCUGAGAAACCCUGAUGAAGACCAUGAUUAUUUCAACUUGGAAAAACCAGUUCGACAAGAGAUAAUGGAAAAGUUCCAUAAAGCAGGCAUUAAAGCUGUGUUUUCAGGACAUUACCAUAGGAAUGCUGGAGGGUGCUACAGAGGACUGGAAAUGGUGGUUUCAUCGGCAAUAGGAUGUCAGCUGGGAGAAGAUAAACAUGGGCUUCGAGUGGUCCUUGUCACAGAUGAAAAGAUUGUUCACAGAUACUACAGUUUAGAUGAGUUGAGCAGCCAGGGCUUAGAGAAGGAGAUGGUGGAUAUGCUUGCUAAGCAAAAUUAGGCUAUGUCAAAUCUCUUUUAACUCAAGUGGUUUAUGUGAUUUUGUCCGUAAUUAUUAGACAAACAGGAACAGUUUCAGAAAGUUUCCACACACUGAAAACAAAUGUCUGCUUGCGCACCAUGCCCACGAACAACUAUUUGUUAUCAUCCUAAAUAAUAAAACAAAGUUAUUGACUUUUUUUUUUAAUGAGACCUAUGAGGAACAUGGAAAAAUAAUGUGUAUCACUGAAAACAUUUCUCUGUUCUGAGAUUUUAUACUUUCCUCAUGGAUAAGGCAUUCUAAAUAAAUAGGAAGUAUAUCUGAGAGUGAGAGUAGUAGUUCUAGGUAACGCUUCAACUGAAGACUUACUUUCAUUUGAUAUUUGACAAGACAAAAUAAAUAAAUAAAUAGAUGUACUCACUUCAGUUACACUCUAGACAAUAAAAAAACCCACAUUUGUAACUUUAUAGAAAGAAAUCUCAAAAAGUCAGUGGAAUCAUUAGACUACAGCUGACGUUUAGCAAACUUGAAUCAGAUCUUGAUACCUAGAGGUUGUGUUUUAUCCCCUUUCCUAUUCUUUCAUUUUUUUUAGUUCUUGAGAGCAAGCAGCAAUAGGAGAGCAAAUACAUUCUGUUAUGCAGAGUCACAGCUUGGGUUUCUGUUAUAGCCUUAUCUUAUAUAAUGAAAAGUGUAUUAAUGAGGCUACAAUAGAUGACACUGAGAGAAACUACAGAUGGAAAAGAUAUUUUCCUUUUGAAAUCUAAUCACCAUUAAAUUAGUAUAGAUUAUUGCUGCAUGUUCACAAGUUAGAAUAACUGGAUAGAGAGAAAAUCUUGUGCAGAAUAAAGUCACUUUUUGAUUCCUAGACAAGUGGAGAACUUUGAUUACUAAAUGCGAUUUAAAAGUGCCUUGUUGAAAUAUUAUAGCCUUUGAAUCUUGAAAACCUUAAAAAAAUUAUUCACUGAAAUAAGUCUUGGAAAAAAAAAAAAACAUGUAUAAAGAGGAGAAAAAAUGCAUUUUAAAUUUAUGAGCUGUAAUCUACCUGAUUUUUUUUAGCAAGUAUGUCUGAUUUGUUUACUGUUAAAUAAGAGAAAAAGAUCUUCAUGUAAUUAACUCAUAUCUCUAUUUUAAGUGAUAAUUUGAACACAUUAUAACCUGGGCCCCAAGUCAUCUAGAAAUACAGAUACCACAGCUUUAUCACCUGAAGAUGGAAGGAUGGAAACAAUACUGUCUGAAAAAGCAAUGCACUCUACUCAUUUUUAUGUAUACUCACAUGCAUCAUCAUUCCUCAGAGCACAGAGGUAUUUAAAUACAGUGCAGGAGGUGAAAUACUGUGUUGAAGACAGCACAGUUUCAUUACAUUUUAUUCACAACAUUUUAUUUGAGGGGCUUGUUCAAACUCUAUGUGGGGCUCAUUAGAUUUUAAAAAUAUCUGUCGUAUUUUGAGCUGUUUUCUUUUGCCAAUAAAACAGCAGUACCUGCAACUGGACUGUACCAAACGUGAGCUACCAUCUCAUAAUAACCUAAGCAUAGGUAAUGUUUGAUUCUAAAAGAAAGAAAACGAUCUUGCUUUUAAUUUCCGUCUGCUUUUGAUUAGUUUAAUGUUUUCACAGAUUCAUUUUCAAGGAAACAUCUGGAAAACAGGAGUUAAAAUCUAAGGCUAGCUAAGCACUCAGAAGGAAGUUUCACUGGAAGUUAAGCAGUUAAUUAGUUUAAUAGUUAAAAAUUAUUUUUAAAAUCUGUGUACUUAUGUAUCUUUGAAACCUCUGACAACUGUUAACAUUUAGUCUUAUAUAGCUUAUAUUGAGUAAUCACAGGUUAUGAAAAGUUUCAAGAACAAGGUGAUGCUAGAUUAUGUUUUGCAGAGAGAAAAAUAGUAUUUCAGUAUGUCAGUUUACAUCUUAAGGCUGAAGAAGUUCAGCAGAGGGACCUGAGACAAACCAAGCAAGUACGCUCCCUGCUCUGGCGCAGUAUUGUAAAGGUGAACGGAGGAGGUGUGUUUUUCAUAUGCCUGUUUAUUGAAGGAUGUAAUUUUAACUGAAUAUAUGAAUCUUGGGAGAUGGUUCCUAGAAGCAUAACUUCAGGAGACAGUCUUUCCACAAGUAUGAAAACAUUAAUAGUAGUGGUAUUAUAGAGCUCUGUAAUUUUAUUUUCAUGGUUACAGUGUACUAAUAUACAACAGAAAUAUUUGUAUAAGCAUUCUAGUUCUUAUUUGUAAAUCAUUUUUCCACUUCUUAAGUGUCAUUUCAUUGCAAGAAAUUCUGUAGCAUUCUGCUGUAAAAAAUAUUGCUCAAGUACAAAUCUUAAGUUCAAUUUAAAAAGAUUAUUUUAUAUUGCAAAUAAUUCUUUUACUUGGAAUGUGCUUUUUUUUUUUUUACCUACAUAAAUGAAAAAUGUUGUUGGAUUAACUGUCUUAGUAUAAUCAGCUAAUUUAUAAUUAAUACUGAUGCCUUAACUAAUUACAAAUGGCAGAGGUCUUCACGGUCAGAGUGCAUCAUCUUGUUUUUAUAGAGAAAAAUAACUCAUAUUGUGUUAAAUUAUGAAACAAUCCACCCACAGAGACACUAAUUAUCAUUUAAGAAAACAUCUUUUGAUGUUGACAGCAUUAUUUUUGUAUCUGCAGUAGGGCUGAUAAUGGUAGCUCUCUGUCAGCAAAUGACUGGCUUUAAAGCAAGAUGAUACAAAAGUUCAAACUGCUUAUGAAAUAAAGAGCAAGUAAAUUCUCAUUCAUUUCUGUCGCAAAGAAAAAAAAAAAAUCAGGUGACCACAAUUCAUCCUAGUUUCCUGAAGCCAGUAACAGGCUGAGAUGACCUCCGAUGACUCAUUAAAUGUGGAAAAUUCACAUUAGAACACCAGAGCAAUCUGUGAAAGUAACCAAAUAUUACAUAAUGAAGUAGAGUCUGAUGUGGAGACCUAUGAACAGGACUGAUCUUUGAGAUCAGUCUUGGUUUACCAGUUUGAGUGUACGCAGCAAACUUAAGAAAAUGCUUCUUCUGAAUCUUUCAAGAAAGAAAGUAAAUGCUUGAUGUCUCAUAAAAAAAUAAUGACAUUUUAUGUUGGGAAUGGGCAGUGAUAGAAGUGAAGCCUCCUCUACCAUCUCAGUUUGCAGACUGAGAGUCCUAUGCUCACCCUGCUUCUUUGCUUCAGUGACUGCUCUCUUACCCCCACACUGCAACUUGUUUUCUAGUUAGUGUCUGUUUUUCCAAACAUUAUCCCAAGUUGCUAAUUUAAUUCUUCUGUGAACUAGUAAUUAGAGAUGUAUCUAUCAUAAGCAAAUAUAGGGCACAUUGAAAACUAAGCACUUCAGCAUUUAAAAAUGCAGUUCCUCUGUCUAUGUAUGUCACUGUACAAGCCUUUGAAGGCUCACACGUCAUUGUUUUAGCUAAUGUUAAUGCUGUGAAUAAGCUGCUUUCUGUAAUGCCCUCAUUAAUCCUUCUUUGCAGCUGCCAUUUGAACACAGUGAUACCAUUGAAAACAAUGGGAAACAUUUGCAUAUACUUAGCAGAAAGCUUGCCUGCCAAGCACUGACAUCAGCUGUUUACCAUACACAUUCUCAACGUGUAGAAAUACCAGUUUGCAUUAGAAAAUUAUAAAAAGGGAAUUUCCCAUUCAAUAACAUUCUGCAGUUCGUAGGACCUUCCUUCUUUUCCUGUUCUAACCUGACACAUGAGAUGUCUACCAUCAUUGGUAGAUAGUGGAAUGCACCGCUGGGAAUCAAGGAGAUGAGUAGUUUAGGCUGACAGUGGUCUUGAUUACCAUGAACCACUGCCAAAAUAACAUCCUGCAGAAGACCAGAUUCUUUAGGAAAGAUGAGACGUCUAUUAAAAAGUAAGCUGAUACAAGAAAACAAAUAGAAGGACAAAGAUGUGAAUCUGUUGCUACAGCUCUUUUCACCCAGAAGGCAAGCAAAGACAUGGCAGCUUCCACAUCCACUUUGCUUAAGUUUGUUCCAGCGGUAUCUUGAAAGGACAGUCAGCAGAGUUAUAACAAGCAGGUCUUGAACAAGGAAAGACUUGCAGAUUUGUUUUGGAAAAGCUUUUUAGAUUAUGUUUCAGCAAUCAAAAUGAUUUCUCCUUACUAGAGAGCAAUGUCUUGGUAGUAGUUUGCACACCUUCCAGUUCUGUUCUCCCCAGCCCCACAAAGUAUAUACUCAGUCAUCUGAAGAUUAGGAAAUUCAGAGCUGAUAAAUGCAACCACAGAGCUCUUGGACACGUUUUCAUUGGAAAAUACUGUUUAAAAAAAAAAAAGAAAAAUAAACUUACAAUGAAGAAAAAGCAUUAGACUGGAGUACUAAAUUGGCCUCCUGACUACUUGAAAUCCAGCUCUGGUGCCAGAGAUUCAGAAAUAAAAAGCACAGAACAAGGGCAACAGAGACAAACCAAAAUAUUUUCAAGCAACAAGAAAAACAUACACAGCACUUCUUUUAAAAGGAAAGCAAAAAACGAGCCAAUUUACAGCAUUACUUGUUUUUAAUUGACAUUUUCAUUUGUGUCUCUAAAAUUAAGUUCUUCCAUUAGCCAUUUGUCAAAUGCAGAUAGUUUAGUACAUUUCUACUAAUCAUCAGCCUUUUCUCCUCUAGGAGACCAAUUAAAGCCUCAUCCUAGUUAAAACAAUAGUGUUGUUAUUUCACUUUUGGGUAGCCAGCAAUUGAAACAUCCACCUUCUAAAUGCAUGCCUGUCUUGAACAUUGUUUAGAAAGGCAUAGUGUAAAAAAAAAAAAAAAAUACCAAGUGGCCUGUUAAAUUAAUACGUAAUGGGAUUAUC